AUGCAUGAGGUUCUGGGAAGCGAGCGAGACAUAAACCUGACGAAGGCAUCUAGAUAUCUACGUCAGUAUCUUCAUCAAGUCUUAUCCUGGUUCUCGUGCUCAUCUCAUGCAUCAUCAGCCGAAAAAGCUUGGGAGAAGCUGUCGCAGGCCGCUGUGCAUGGUGCUGUAUACGACUCCCGUGAACGUCUGCCCCAUCCGAAAUGUCUGAAAGACACCCGAACGACUCUUCUCAAGCACAUCUACGGGUUUUUAGACAACCCAGAGAAAAGCCAACUCGUUUGGCUGCAUGGCACGGCGGGCGUAGGAAAGUCUGCUGUCGCAUUCACCGUAGCUGAAAGGAUGAGAGGUCUGAAAGCAUCAGAGGUGACGAAGGUUGAAAAACGGCUGGCAGGAACAUUCUUCUUCUCGCGUACGAACACGAACCGCUGCACGACUGGAUAUUUAUUCGCGACCCUCGCCUAUCAGCUUGCCAGCAAUUUCUCCUGCGUCCGGAGUGACGUAUCCAAAGCCAUCAUUGAAAAACCUGCCGUUCUAGAAUCCAACAGUUCUGUUCGCGAGCAGAUGGAGGUUUUGUUUCUCCGACCUCUCCGGAAGCUUUGCCAAAGACAGCAGGGUUGUCCGCCGUUGUCAUUCGUCAUUGAUGCCCUUGAUGAAUGCACCUCCAAAGCGGAGCUCGUUGAACUGAUCACAUUGCUUGGCCAAGCUCUUCGUGAACCUGAUCUGCCAAAGCUUCACAUUCUGCUCACUAGUCGCUUGGAAGCGCAUGUCCGUAGAGCCAUGGAGGAUGAAGAGGUGCACCAGCUGGUGUGCGAGAUACCAGUGAAAACCUCUGGGGACGGUGUCCCUGACAUCAUCUCCUUAGACGGCGCAGACGUGGAUAAUGAUAUCUAUGUUUUCUUCAACCAUUCCUUCGCAAGCCUGCGAGAUCACCAUCGCGAUUUCCCACAGCCAACGCGGGAUCAACUAGUGAAAUUAGCGACACGAGCAGGCAGACGUUUCAUCGUGGCGUCUACGAUGAUGAAGUUUAUCGACGAUGGACACAAUGAUCCCCGAGGUCGGCUUCAGAUCAUGCUUGACCUGACAAGCCAGCUGCUACCCGGCACAGAGGUAUACAGAUUGUACGACCGCAUCCUCUCAACAUGCGCUGACCCUAAUCGGGCAUACAUGCACUUGUCCGUUGUGGCCACCCUUGCAGACCCUCUUCCUGCGUCACAAAUAUCGAAACUUCUUGGCCCUGGUGAGGGAAACGAUGUCGAGACAACGCUUGUGCAGCUACGGUCCAUCAUGGAUAUUCCUACUGACAGCAGUCUCCCCGUGAAUAUCUAUCACUCGUCCGUUCGUGAUUAUGUUUCCAACCCCUCGAAUUGCAGCCUUCCUAACCUACAACCCAUCGCGCCCCACUCCAUCCUCGCUUAUUCCUCGUUACGCUUGAUGAUAGAGGAGAUACCAGCAAGCACGGCCCUCUUGGAUGGGCUCGUAGAAUUGAAGAGACAUAGUGAAGUUAUACCAUCUGAGGACCCCCAGAAUUUAAGGGAGUCAUUGAAGUUCAUCGUUCAGCCGCUGGAGCCGCUGCAAGUUCUUUCAGAUCUGCUAUGGGUUCGGGGAGAUCACGCUCCUGUGUUACGGUGUUGGCUAGAGACCCGGGACGGGCGUGCCUGGCUGCAGACAGAGGACGGAUUUGACUGGCUGCAGACAGAGGUGGAGGCAGAUCAUGACCUGGACGGGAAUGGGGAAAACUGGUUGUGGCCAAACGGGGACGGAAUAGAUUGGCUGCAGACACAAAGCGGAAGAGAUUGGCUGCAGACCCAUGCUGCACGAGCCUGGCUGCGGACCCUGGAUGGCGAAGACUGGUUGCAGACAGAGAACGUAAGAGACUGGCUGCAGACACAAAGUGGAAGAGAUUGGCUGCAGACCCAGGCUGCACGAGACUGGCUGCAGACCCGGGGUGGCGAAGACUGGUUGCAGACAGAGAGCGGAAAAGACUGGCUGCAGACACCACAUGCUGAAGCAUGGCCAUUCAUGGGUGUCUGGGUGACAAUUGUCGAAUUCUGGAGUACACUGGAAGCAGUCAGCCAGUACCCAAUUGUCCCAGAUUUUCCUUGCCUCCCAGCCCUCCAGGUGAUCCAGCAUUUAAAGAGUUUGCCGGAUUUCUUGACGUUUCCAGUGUUCCUCGCGCUAAGGCACCCCAAUAAUUCCACGUUGGUUUCAUCCCAAGAUCAUCUUCCGGACAUGGAGAUCAUCCGUGCUAUGAAGACCUUCGUAAAUUGUGCCAACGACGUACGAGAACGAAGUCAAUCAGCUUCUCAUGCUCUCAAGUAUGCAUGCCACAAUUGGGCCAUCCAUCUCGCGCGAGUUCCACGUCCAUGGGACGCCAGGCUCUAUCAUGUUUUUGAUUUCUUCUGGAAUCACAAUCUCCUGUGUUGGCUCGAAAUGCACUGGUGUUCAAAGGGUCUGCGGGCCUGCCUCGCUAUUUUAUAUGAAGGAGAGAAACUUGCAGGGGAUAUCAACGAUUUCGUUAUCGCUCGUGGUCGUUACUUCACACAUAUUUUGUCCUUCCAGUUCCCGGACGAGCGAAGGAAGUGUAGUACAAGCAAAUGUAUCAAGUAGAUUGAAGUAAAUGUAUAUUUGUACUUGAUGUGUCCGCAAUAAAAGAGGUAGUAUAUCUACAAUAUAUAAGGCAUAACCGGCAGUUCGGUGGCUAUUGCGUCCAC
Messenger RNA from Suillus clintonianus, 2711 nucleotides. RefSeq lists its product as uncharacterized. Lineage: Eukaryota; Fungi; Basidiomycota; Agaricomycetes; Boletales; Suillaceae. Bases 1 to 2607 code for a protein of 868 amino acids. The transcript has 5 exons. Gene Ontology annotation, molecular function: calcium ion binding. The record is from RefSeq and is a predicted model, not a curated record.